CAAGCCUGUUGAAAUAAAUAUCUGGCUUAGAUUCCAGAACUUUCAGAAAGACAGAAAGGUUUGUUAGUCCUGCAUGGCUGAUGGUCUGCCUCCUUCAGAAUUCAGUGAGUUCCGCAGAGGAACAGCAGUGAUGGAUCACCGUCUGUGUGUACUCCUGCUGAUUUUUACAGGAAUUGUUCCUCUUGCCCUGUCUGUUGACCGCAAAUACUAUCUCAUCCAGCAAGGGAAAUCAUGGAGUGAUGCUCAAGCUUACUGCCGAGCAAAAUACACAGACCUGGCUACCAUCGACACCAGUAACGACACGGUCAACAUUCAGAAUGAAGCAGCAAUAACAAGUUUCAUUUCUAGCGCUUGGAUUGGACUGUACACUGAUGCCAGGAUGUGGCAAUGGUGCCUUGAAAAUGAGCUGAUGGGAAGUUUUACAUCCUGGAAAACUGGAACCCCUGACAACUUGCAUGGAAAUGACUGGUGCGGUUUUAUAUAUUUGAAUGGAUGGAACGACGCACCAUGUAAUGUGAUGAUGAGGUCUGUGUGUUUUGAUGGCAGGGAGAAUGCCACUAACAGGUAUAUUUACAUUCCUGAGUUUAAGACGUGGUAUGAUGCUCGCAGCAACUGUAGGCAGAAGUACACAGACCUGGCCAGCGCAAGAAACGCAACAGAAAACUCAAUUGUAGGGGGAAAGGACUAUUGGAAUUGGGUUUGGUUUGGCCUCUACAGAAACCCCUGGAAAUGGUCAGAUCAGACCAGCAACGUGUCCAUCCUUAAGUGGUGGGCUGGAGACGCUAAUGAUUACUUGCAGAAUAAAAGUUGUGGCUUGUUAUAUAGUGGACAGGCGGAUCAAGCCCAGUGCUCAAAUGUAAUGCCUUUCUUUUGUUAUCAAUUCCCAAAUCAACUGCAGAUCAUAAAAAUUAAAGUCAAGUCCAGUCAGGAUGUGAAUGAUCCUCUAAUACUGGCAGCCAUCUUUGAGAAGAUCAACCAGAUGCUGGAGGCUCAUGGAAUGGCUGAGACCAUCACUGUAAAAUGGAGAGAGCAAUCAGAUGGAGUGGUGUUUCACAGGAACAAGGAGAAUAUUACUCCAGUUGUGAAGAACACCAGGAACAUGUGUGAUCUCUAAAUCUGUAGCAUUGUCUUGAAUUUUUCUUGAGUAUCUAGAAUAUAUGUAAUAUUUUAACUUUCUUUAGCAGUCUUUUAAAAAAACAGAGUUGUCCACCUGGGUGGUGUGAGAUUUGGGGGGAGAAGCAAGUGCUGAAAUACUUCUUUAGUUGAAGCUAAAAUUAGCUAGAAAACUCACAUUAGCGUUAUUAUUAGGAGAAGACUAUGUUUACUCUUCAGUCUGUUUUUUUGCAAUGUCCUUGGAUACUAUUUUCAUUUAUUUAUUUUUUUAUUGCUAGGGCUUUAUUUCUUACAGUUUGUGUUUUUGCUUUUCUGAUGAUUUCAUUGUUGCUAAGCAUUUAAAUUAACCAUAAUAAAGUUAAAUAAAACAGUAAAAAAAAUGUAAAGCAGUACAUUUAUUUGCUCUGUAGAUGUUGGUGGUUUAUGAAAAAAAUGCUUACAAAGUAAGUAGUUAGUAUUUUACUUAAAUAACCCGUUGUUAUCUGCUUGGUAAAGAAUCUGACACUGUUUCUGGUUUUAUUUUCUGCAGGCACAGAGUCAUAUAUAUUAAACACUUCACUGAUCAGCUUUUCAAAAUAAAGUUGUUGAUUGUGAUUAAGGUUUUCAAAACACUUACAGACAUAAUCACUGAUAAACAAGAUCAAAGUAAAAUUUUUAUU
Silurus meridionalis is the source of this 1772-nucleotide messenger RNA. RefSeq lists its product as uncharacterized. Lineage: Eukaryota; Metazoa; Chordata; Actinopteri; Siluriformes; Siluridae. The record is from RefSeq and is a predicted model, not a curated record. The coding region runs from base 74 to 1114 and encodes 346 amino acids. The transcript has 6 exons.